Messenger RNA from Acanthaster planci (crown-of-thorns starfish), 3489 nucleotides. RefSeq lists its product as uncharacterized. The record is from RefSeq and is a predicted model, not a curated record. Gene Ontology annotation, biological process: female meiosis I; male meiosis I; mRNA stabilization. NCBI's taxonomy places the organism in Eukaryota, Metazoa, Echinodermata, Asteroidea, Valvatida, Acanthasteridae. Gene Ontology annotation, cellular component: cytoplasm; nucleus.
UUAAUUGUGAUUAAAAUUGUCUUUUUUUCUGCACGCUAUGGCCAUGCUACCGAUAACUCUCUACUGGCAUGACUGGGGAUUGUAUACUUGGGGACCCCAGUUUCCCCCACAUUUUCACCAGACAGAGGAACAGGGUCAGGACAGUCAGGGCCAUUAUUGGAUCCCACAGCAUGCACAUGGCAUCCACCAUGGCAACAGCCAAGUGCAAAUGGAUUACCAGGGGGACCUGGGUGAACCUGCUGUGGAAAAUUUGCUUGACAGAUCCGGUUUGCUUGAUGAGCUUGUGUGCCAGAUCUUGGAUGAGGGCCCGUCCAAUAAAGGACCAGAAGUGAGUGCUCUCAAUGGACACGAGAACCAACCUCCUGGUGAGGCCAUCCAGGACAACUUUCAAGCUCUGCAUGUGACAUCUGUAGCUGAUAAUGCUCCUGCCUGGGCUAAAAGCAAUGAAAUGAUCCAUGAAAAUACAGGUCAUCUCAAGCUGCCUCCUGGAAUCACAGAGAGGCCCACUCAUCCAGCUUCUUUUGACAUGAUGUACCCAGGCAUCCAAAGAAGCAGUUCACAAGGGGGAAUUGGAUCAUCCACUGUGCUUGAUGAGCAGCCUAUGGGUGUUGGAAAGCAGAGUGCCACCAGUACAAAAGACGUACUGGGUUACGUCCAACCAAGCCAGUUCAUGAGAGGGGAUCAUCUUGAGGUACCAUAUUUUACUCGCAGGCCUGCACCAGACAACCUGCCAAGUUCGGGAGGGGACUAUGGAGGUAUGCCAAUCACAGGGAGUCAGUAUAACAGCUCGCAGACCCCAGGUGGCUUGUACCAAAGAAGCUGUGCCCUCCUCCCCCAGAGCCGUAGGAGUUCUCCAGUUGCAGAAGAUCCCCACCAGUACUUCAGGCAGAGAGCCAGUGCCACAGCACAACAGGCACAGUCCAGGGAGCAGUUUCCGAGACAGACUAGGCCAGCUCCGCCGUUUCCACUCAGCGAGCAACAGCAACCAGUCAAUGCCCCACUUGUACCAAACAUGAAUCUUAAGACCCAAACGAUGCAGAGGAAUGUGGCGAACAGUUGGCCGGACUUUAACAAGUUUAUGACAAAGGGGAAUUCUAACCUUCGAACUAACAGCACAACAUUCGACCAGAAUCAGUUUCAAGGAAAUGCAAAACCUAGAAAUGCAAUCUAUGGACAAAACAGACCACUCAAUUACCAGUUUUCUUUGCAACGCAUGCCGCUGCCACAAGGACCCAUUCAAGUAGCCAAUCAAAAUCUCGGCAUGAAUGGCCAAUUCCAAAAUGGGCAAUUUUCUGCAAGGUCAGAGCUUUACAAUCUGUUGGCUCACCAAAAUGUGGCUGCCUGGCCACAGUUGCAACGCGCACCUCAAAAUGACAACCAAAACUAUUUGAGCCAGUUGCAUGUUCAACUGGAAUCCUGCUACUAUCAGUUCUACAGUGUGGAAAAAGAAAGAAAGAAGACUGAAAUUGAGCUUUCAAGGCUAAAUCCUGGAAGACGAAUUUCCAGUGCCAACACCAUACAAACCCCUCAGCUGCCAGACAACCCCACCAGCCUGGAUAGGAUGAUUGUUGACUUCUACAAGGAACACAGCAGAGUGUACACACUCAUGAGCAAGAUUGGUGGGCUUUGUGCUGAAGCACUGCAUCCGAGCAUUGAUGCCUGCCUGGACAACUGGGUGGAGGCCAUACAGGAGGCGUGGCUCAAGCGCAGGGAGGAGCUUCAACGUGCUCAAAAUGGCAAUACAGAGCAUCCAGAACAAAGAGGAAAUAUCCUGGUGGAUGUCCUUCAGAAGCUGGCAAAGGCAACCCGCAGCAUUCGGACUGCCCUGUGGUGUGCUCUUCAACUGUCCAAGGCAAACAGGCUGUCUCAGAACGAAAACAGCCCAUCACCUCUGGACUAGAAAUUGGAGGCAGUCUCCCAAAACCAAUUGGAGUUGCAAUUUAUUCAAGUUCCAUUUUGGCAAAAAAUGGUCUAAAUGGAUUCAAGUUUCACUUCAUACAUUAAAUGUAUGAUUCAUGCCUUUUGCAUUAUUACAGUUGAAACCAUGACAACAGGCAAUGGGACCACUAAAUUGGCCAUUAGAUGUAAUUAUGACAUUUGGGUCCAUUUUCCAAAUAACGGUGAUCAGUCGCUUUUGUAUUGUGAUAUGUGUUUGAAAAUGCACCUGCAGAAGUAGUUUCAUUGGUGCUUUGGCCACAUUUCUGGGCUGUCGAUAAAAGUGGUGAUUUGAGCUUUCUUCAUCACCGUGAUCUUUAAUGGAACAGUGAAAUAAUUUCUUGAAGUGACCCCACUUUAUUGGCUUUUCGCUGUGAGUUGUUCGAGAUAUUAUGGUCCAGAAUUUUUAUGAAUCAGCGUUACCAUACAUCUGUAAUUCAGGAAAAAAAUUUCUUUAGGAAAAAUGUUUAACACUUGAAUUAUUUAGAAUGGUUUUUGGGAAAAUAAUAUUAGUGAGUGUUGAUUGUAUUUUUAUGUGAUGCAGAGGUGAUUGCUAUUGUUUCCCUUUGGUGUCUGCCGAAAGGAUAUUUUCUACCCUAGAAUAAAUUAUUCCUUAAGUUAUAGCUGUAAACUUAAUUUGCAUCGUGACGAUAAGUAGUAUAUUUAUUGUUGCUUCAUUCUAAUACCGUUGAGUUUGAAAUUUUGCAUUUAAAAUCAGUGAUCGUAGAUCUUGAUUAAUGUUGUUGACGAUGAGAAAUUAUUUCUGCUUACAGGGUUUCAUGUAUCCAUGAGUUUUUGUUUGCCAAAACACAAUAGCCGAGAAGAGAUCACAGAAAGAAAUGACUUACAUUGAUAUGAAGAUGAAUUUAAAACAAAACGAGCCACAUACUUCAAAGAAGAUAUCACAAGCAGAAUUUGAAAUUAUUCUUUAUGACAAUUUAAAACAUGCUUUGAAACUGUACAAAGUAUAAGUAAUGAUAUAUUCUCUACCUAGCAAUGCAAUUCUGAAAAAAAAGCAGUUUCAGGCGAGGCUUUCACCUAUUGUGAAGUACAGGGAGGCAUUUGCAUUUGCGGUGCAAUCAUGUUUUAAUAGGAUAAUUGUCGCUGAAGAGAAAUCAUUUCCAAGUGUAUUUAUGAAUUCAAAACGCAAAUGUCAGUCUUUGUAGCACAUAUUACUUGUCAAUAACCAGCAUAAUCCGUUUCGUUUCUUUUCAAGUUUAAAGUGACGUAUUUAUCUGAUUAAUGUUGUUUGUAUAAGUUGCUUUGAUGGAAGAAAUUUGUAACAUUCAUAUCACAUUUUGAUAAAACAAGUGGUGAUAGCUCUGAUCAAAGAUAGUCAAGAUAACGUCCGCUAUAAGAGGAAAAGUUCCGUAAUUCUAAUUCGCUGUAGUUCUGAAUGAAACGUGCUAUUAUUGAGAAAUAUUGAAGAUUACAACAGUGAAGAUUAAUGAAUUAUUGGUUUUAGAUCUUUGAAAACCCUGCUCUUGCAAUGCCUUUAUACUAAAGUCCAACUGCUGACAAUUGUUUCACUGUUGAAAUUAAAUAUGUGUUCUA